Phacochoerus africanus (Common warthog) is the source of this 4049-nucleotide messenger RNA. RefSeq names its product chromosome 3 C20orf204 homolog (gene C3H20orf204). The transcript is spliced from 3 exons. The coding region runs from base 3183 to 3896 and encodes 237 amino acids. The record is from RefSeq and is a predicted model, not a curated record. Lineage: Eukaryota; Metazoa; Chordata; Mammalia; Artiodactyla; Suidae.
GUGGAAGGCACCUUCUGGGCAGGAGCCGCGUGUAGGCACAGCUGGGGCCUGGCUGUCCUGGUGACUGCGGGGGGUGACUUUCCGGAGCGCAGAUAGGCCUGGUGCCCUGAAGGAUGGGGGGUGGGGGGGCUUGGUGUGCGCACCACCGCCAAGAGGGGCUCCGCAUCUGCAGGUGAGUUCAUGUUUGCUCAUCUGCACUCAGCGAAUUUUACCCCACGGCACUCGUCACCGUCCUCUCUAGACCGAACACGCUUUCGUGCCCUGGGCGAUGGCAUGUUUUCUCCCUGAGGAUAAAGACUUGGGGUUCUGGGUCCCUUCGUGUGUGUUCAGAGGGAAACUAGCCAGUUCCCUUGGAAGUCGGGGUCUUGGUUGCGGCUGUAGACGUCUGGCCAGGGUCCCGGGGUGUCCAGAGGCUGUGGGCCAAGGACAAGAGGUGAGCGUGGUCGGGGUUGGGGGGGGGACCAGAAGGGCAGCUGACAGUUGUUUCCACAGACUAGGAAGAGAAGCUCCCAGGGGGGUGCCUUGAGAUGGCAGUGGUCCCUGACCUGUGGCUGAGCCCUCGGGCCGUGGCCACACCUCCAUGUCAGCGCCUGGGCCUGUCUACCUGUGGGGUCCGUCCCCCCUCCCCCACCACCGUGUUCUAAUUGCCACAGGGACACAGCCAGCCCCAGGGAUGAGACCAUCCCUUUGUGGGGUCAGGAACUGCCAGUGCCUGGCCUGGCCCUGCUCACAGGUAGUCUGUCACCCCAGAAAUCCCCCUCACCCCGAGUGGGGCUGGUCCCGGGGGGCUCUGCAGGAGGUUCGGCUCCUGGGUGAUUUCACUGAGACUCCGGAGUUUCUUCUGAUCUCUUUUGGAGGAGGUGGAAAGGGUCCAGCCCCUAACACUGAAAAGUGAGCCCCGACACCUUUAUUAGAGUUUGAAAGCCAGCCUGCCCCUGUACAGGUGGAAGCCGGGGCCCAGGAAGGGCUGUGGCCACAGGGCAGCUGGUCGUUCUGUGCCCUCGGUGGGUUGUGGCUCCUCCGGGGCACUUCCUUUGACCUAGGUCAGGUGAGGCUUCCCUCAGGGCCCUUAGAAGGUUCCAGAGCAUCUGGAUUGUCCACCUACCAGUGUCGUCUUUGUGUUUUUUUGCCUGCGGGUGGCUUUCCCUGUGCCGGGGGUGGUGAGGAAAGUCUCCUCUCCCUGGGAAAGCCAGACCGUAGGUUUUCAUCUGCCCUUUUCAGUCCUGCUUCAAGUCUAGCCGAGGUCACCUCCCCAGCGAAAGACCCCCUCUGCCCAGGAGGAGAGCAGCAGCACCUCUGAGUGCUGGGCCAGUGGAGAGCCCGGGAAGUCCCAGGCCUGAGACCUGCUGGGACAGGACCCCCGGACGGAGUGUGGGGUAGCUGGGGGCCGGGAGGGUUAAGUCUGCUCACCUGGCGCUGGGUUCCUGGAAGAGGCAGCACCUGCUGACCACUGAGGAGGGCCCCUGGGGAGGGCGCGGGCAGCCCCCUGCCUCUCCGGGUUCCCCUUCCCCGCCAACUGGCCCUGCGCUGCACUCUGGCCCCCCAAGCGCCCUGCCCCGUCCUCCGUCCUCCUUGGAGCUGACAGCUGAAUCCAAGAUCUGCUGGGUGGGAAGACAGCCCGCUGGGGCUGGGCUCCAGGGUCAGGUUAAUUGAAGAAGCGAUUGGAUAGGGGUGGGGAGAGGGAGGGCGCAGGGCUGGGAUCCUGGGGCCUCCCUCCUUCGUCCUCCCUCCCUCCUUUGCUCGGAGGAGCCAACUUCAAAAGCCUGGUCCGCCUGCCGCUCGUCCUCCUGCUCCAGCCCGUCCAGGGAAGCCCUGGUGGCCAGGCCUGGAGCAGGACCUGGAGUGGCAGCCGCAGCCCCCACCUGAGGAUCCCAGGAGCAUGUCCGAGGCCCACCGGCGGGAGUGAGGGAGGGCCUGACCCUGAGAGGCCCAUGGUGAGCGGCUGCGGGACACGGGCUGGGGGGCCGACGCUGGCCAAGGGGCAGGGAGCGUGCACAGACCAGGGGUGGCUCAGCAGCCCCGCCGUGCCCCACCAGGAAAUCCCCCUUGGUUCCCGUCGCCGCAGCCUGGCCCUGGGCGCUCCUGCCCGACCUUCCUGGCAGUGUCGGCAGAGUCACCGGUCUGGUGCUGGGGCCACCGGGCCCUCGUAGGCUGGACCGGCCUUCCCAGGCCCCCCCGGGCAGUCGCCCUACCCCACUUGGACCUCCAGCACCACCAGCUCUUGUUCUCACUGGGAUCUCUGAGCCUCCGCAGGCGGAGGGGUAACUGAACUGGCCGUCCUGCCUAGUGUGUCCGGGAGGGGUGGGUUUCCAGAAGGGGCCGCGGCUAAUUGCAUCGCUCUUCUGGCCAGCGCUUUGGCGCCUCAGGCAGAAGAAGCCCCCCGCGGACUCCCAGGCCCAGUCCUGCAAGGCCGGGCUUCUCUGCCAGGGCCGGGAAGCAGAGUCUGUUGUCUUGAGUCCCGGGUCUCGCUGGGUUCACAUGAUUAAUGUUCCAGUUGCUGUCUGACUCCAGCCUGGAGGCUGGGAGCCUGAGGACAAGCUGCUCUUUCUCUGAUGUUUGGGCUUCUGGAUGGGGGUGGGCUUCUCCCUGUGAGCCGGGUCCCUCCAUUCUGGGGGAGGGGGAGGCCUGUGAAUGGAAUGUCUGGUGGGGUGUCAGGUGCCCCCCUUCCUCCCUUCCCCUUGGCGUUCCCCAAGCCCUCCCCUUCCCAAAGGGUGUGGCCUUGAGCCCUGAGCCCUCACCCCUGUCCUGGUUGGGUUGGGGGCGCAGGGGAACCCCAGCUCCCAUGGCUCUCAGAGCUGGUUGGAGCUGAGCAGUUGACGACAGGAGGCGGGAGCUGCCCGGCUGUGGAGGGAGCAGAUGGGUUCUGCCCUCUGCUGUGGGGAAGGCUGGGCAAACAGCUCUGCAGCCACUGCUGUGGCCCCAGGAGGUGAGAGGUGCCGGGGGUAGUGGUGGGGGCCUGGCAUGGCCAGGGGCGAGGCUGUGCAGAGGGUACUUCCUGCUGUAGCCCAGACCUAGGUCAGCCCUGCUGAGUCCUGUGGGCACUUGGGCCCUCACACCCGCGCCAGCUAGAGCAUCCAGUGCGUGGGACUGCGGAGUCCUGCGUCCUCACCCAUCUCUGCGAGACCUUCGUGCGGUCCAGGUUGCAGGCCUGCUGUGUGCCCUUCCCUAAGCCUGCCAGGCCCAUGCCUGGAGCCUUUGCAGAACCGCCAGCGACGACGUCUCUUUUUAAGCAGCUGAGAGGCCCCGCCCACCCCCCCACCCCCCCGUGGGCAAGCCUGCGGGGCUGCAGGGGCAGAGGCGCCCUCCACGGACUGACGCGCUAUCCCUUGCAGGGGCCCCCUAAGCCCGCGCUCUGGGCGCUCCUGCUGGCGCUGCUGGGGGCCGGGCCGGGCAGGGCCGGGCUCCGCGCCUGCAGCGUCCCCGACGUGCUCCACCACUACCGCGCCGUCAUCUUCGAGGACUUGCAGGCCGCAGUGAGGUGGAUGGGGCCAGGGGCCGAAGGGGCCGGGUCGGGCUCCAGACACCAUUUCAUUCAGAAAAACCUGACUGGAGCUGCGGCCUCCGGAAGGCAGGGGCGGGUGGGAGCCUCCUGCGGCGCCCAGAAGGAGCACAAUAUCCUACUGUCCAUCGUGGCCCUGGGUCAGACCCUACGUGGGGCUGUCGCGGGGGGCCGCCGCGGGGCUCUGGAGAAAGCGGCGUGGACCGUGGCCGUGCGCACCGAGGCGGUGAUGCGGCGCCACUGCUGGACGCUGCGGCAGCCCAGCCGGCGGUCCGAAACGCGCCUUGUCCGGCGUCGGGGCGGCCGGAGGCGGCUCCUGCUGCGCGCCCUGGACGCCGUCGCCACCUGCUGGGAGAAGCUCUUCGCGCUGCGUGCCGGGGCCACGCGGGACUCCUAGGAGUCCGCCUGCUGCGAGCCCGCGCCGCCCACCCCCAGGGCCUCGGGCCCCGGGCCCGGAGACGGGAGCUCCCGCCCCGCGCCGCUCGCCACUCCCGAAGGGGCCCGCCCUCCCUGCCCCUAGCGAGGGCCCAAUAAACAGCUGGUGCAGCGC